GUUUUGAGUCUUGAAAACCUCCAACCAUGACGACUUGAUCCAUCGCCAUCAUGAUCGAACCUUCGAUUCGACUGCGGCGCGCAAUCUACGCGGGCGACGCACUGCUCGUGAAGCGCAUCCUCAAAUCCCACCCAUCGCUCCUCCACAAUCCCGAUACCUCUCCAGUUGGGCUCUCCAACUCCAACAUGCACCUUGCCGCCUCGCUCGGCCACAAGGAGGUCUGCAAGGUGCUCCUAGAAGCCGGCCACGAAUAUCCAUGCCCCGCCCUCAACGAGAAUCACCAGACGGCACUCAUGCUUGCCUCUGGUGCUGGCCACACGGAAGUCGUCCACUUGCUGUGCGAGAACGACACAGAUUGCAUUCUACGAAGAGACGUCCGCGGCCGAGAUGCCGUCAUGGAAGCCAGCGUAGGCGGCCACGAUACUAUACUACAACUGCUGCUAACAUAUGUCCCCGGAGGACCUUAUGAGGCGGUGCAAAGAGCUGAUGCGGAAGGAAAUACGGCUCUCCACUAUGCAAGCGGUAAUGGCAACUUGCUAGGCCUGCGGACCUUGCUCGCAGCCGGUGCGGAUGUUGAGAGGCGCAACAUCUGGAACUGGACGCCGGCCGCGUAUAGCGCUACUGUGCAGGCCGAAGUUUACCUGAAAGGCUUGGUUUCUGAGGUGGGAAGGCUCCAGCAGCAGCAGCAGCAGCAGCAGCAGCAGCAGAAACGCAAGAAGGAGGUCGAGGUAGCCGCCAAGAAGAUGGCUGUUGGAACUGUGAGGAUAGUGCGAGAGAAUAGCAUUGAAGACGAACGACUUUACGCCCUCUGAUGUAGGAGACGCUUCAUGCGUGGAAAGCGAUAUACGACUCUCUUAUAAGACGAUAACCAAGAAAAAGAUUGACAAAGCUGGUUUAUGGGUGAUGGGUUGCGAUAAAGCCUCUUGUUUUUUUUUUAUGCUGUUUACUGCGUUUGCCUAACUGGGCUUGGAGUAUGGAGCACAAAGUAUGGAACACAGCACAGAGAGAAGAGCAGAUAGCCGUGAUUUAAAAUAUGCUUUCAACCAUUUGGUCCCGGU
This is a messenger RNA of Trichoderma asperellum CBS 433.97, 1058 nucleotides long. RefSeq lists its product as uncharacterized. NCBI's taxonomy places the organism in Eukaryota, Fungi, Ascomycota, Sordariomycetes, Hypocreales, Hypocreaceae. Gene Ontology annotation, molecular function: protein binding. The record is from RefSeq and is a predicted model, not a curated record.